Molecule: messenger RNA, 2714 nt
Organism: Leptonychotes weddellii (Weddell seal)
Lineage: Eukaryota; Metazoa; Chordata; Mammalia; Carnivora; Phocidae
Source: RefSeq, a predicted model, not a curated record
GCAGAAAUGUUGCUGAAGUGCUCCUGAAAGGGCCAGAGAUGCAAGGAUUUGGGACACAUUUUGAACCUUUAAGCUGUCUGACAUUGACCUCCUUUCAUUAUUAAUAAAGAAGAAGCAGGAGCUUAGGAUGUAUUAACACCAACUCAUUAAUAUACUAACCGGACAAUGUUCUGCAACAAUUCUACAUUGUAAAGAACUGGAUUGGCACUAAAUAAAAUAAUUUCAUAUUUUACUCAGCUUAUAAUAUGACUCGAUGGAGGAAAAUUUGAUAAGCAUGAGGGAAGACUAUUCUUUUCAUGUUCGUUACAGAAUGGAAGCUUCUUGCCUAGAACUGGCCUUGGAAGGGGAACGUCUGUGUAAGUCAGGAGACUGCCGUGCUGGUGUGUCCUUCUUUGAAGCUGCAGUUCAAGUUGGAACUGAAGACCUAAAAACACUUAGUGCUAUUUACAGCCAGCUGGGCAAUGCUUAUUUCUAUUUGCAUGAUUAUGCCAAAGCAUUAGAAUAUCAUCAUCAUGAUUUAACUCUUGCAAGGACUAUUGGAGACCAGCUGGGGGAAGCCAAAGCUAGUGGUAAUCUGGGAAACACCUUAAAAGUUCUUGGGAAUUUUGAUGAAGCUGUAGUUUGUUGUCAGCGACACCUAGAUAUUUCUAGAGAGCUUAAUGACAAGGUGGGAGAAGCAAGAGCACUUUACAAUCUUGGAAAUGUGUAUCACGCCAAAGGGAAAAGUUUUGGCUGCCCUGGUCUUCAGGACAUGGGAGAAUUUCCAGAAGAAGUGAGAAAUGCCCUUCAGGCAGCUGUGGAUUAUUAUGAGGAAAACCUAUCACUAGUGACUGCUUUGGGUGAUCGAGCAGCCCAAGGACGUGCCUUUGGAAAUCUUGGAAAUACACAUUACCUACUUGGCAACUUCAGGGAUGCGGUUAUAGCUCAUGAGCAGCGUCUCCUUAUUGCAAAAGAAUUUGGAGAUAAAGCAGCUGAAAGAAGAGCAUAUAGCAACCUUGGAAAUGCAUAUAUAUUUCUUGGUGAAUUUGAAACUGCCUCUGAAUACUACAAAAAGACACUACUAUUGGCUCGACAGCUUAAAGACAGAGCUGUUGAAGCACAGUCUUGUUAUAGUCUUGGAAACACAUAUACUUUGCUUCAAGACUACGAAAAGGCCAUUGAUUAUCAUCUGAAGCACUUAGCAAUUGCUCAAGAGCUAAAUGAUAGAAUUGGUGAAGGAAGAGCAUGUUGGAGCUUAGGAAACGCAUACACCGCUCUAGGGAAUCAUGAUCAAGCAAUGCAUUUUGCUGAAAAGCACUUGGAAAUUUCAAGAGAGGUUGGGGAUAGAAGUGGUGAACUAACAGCACGACUAAAUCUCUCAGAUCUUCAAAUGGUUCUUGGUCUGAGCUACAGCACAAAUAAUUCAAUAAUGUCUGAAAAUAUUGAAAUUGGUAACAGUUUGCAUGGUAAUCCUAUUGAUUUAUCAAUACAGAAUAUAGUAUUUUCAGCUGUUAUCAUGAACUUAGGAAAGGUGAAGAAAGUCAGUACAGAUACUAUUGGAGAUGAAGGGUUCUUUGACCUGGUAAGCCGAUUUCAGAGCAAUCGGAUGGAUGAUCAGAGGUGCUGCUUACAAGAACAGAGCUGUGGGCCAGCUUCAACUGCAGCUUCUUCCACUCCCCCUAGAGUGAUGCUAAAAACACCAUCUGUUUCCAUGGUAUCCCCCAACACGGAUGAGUUUUUAGACCUUCUUGCCAGCUCACAGAGCCGCCGUCUUGAUGACCAGAGGGCCAGUUUCAGUAAUUUGCCAGGGCUUCGUCUGACACAAAACAACAAUAAGUCUGUCCUUGGCCACCUGAUGACUAAUGACAACAAAGAGCCUGAUGAAGACUUCUUUGACAUCCUUGUAAAAUGUCAAGGGUCCAGAUUAGAUGAUCAAAGAUGUGCUCCACCACCUGCUGCCACAAAGGGACCAACAGUACCAGAUGAGGACUUUUUUAGCUUGAUUUUACGUUCUCAGGCAAAAAGAAUGGAUGAACAGAGAGUUCUUUUACAACGAGAUCAAAACAGAGACACUGAAUUUGAACUGAAGGACCUUUUGCAAAGUAAUGCUUUGUUGGAAUUUAAAAAUACAGGAAAAAAAUAAGCAAACCGCUAGUUAUUAUGGAUAUUUUUUUAAAACGACCUUAUUUCCUUUCAGAACACUGAAGGGAAAUUCAAUCUAUUACUUUUUCCUUAAGAGGAGAAAUUAUAGCACUGUAAUACAGCUUAAAAUGCUCUAGAAUGAUGUAAAUAUUUAACCUUUAGUAGUAUGAUAUUAACAUUCCUCUGGACACGCACUUGUUGCAGGGUGGAGGGGUCUUAUAAAAGGUGCUUCAUCAACUUUUGUGAUUAAGGCUCAGGAUUGUGUUCUUUGGCAACUUGUUAGAUUCCUUUACCUAGAGUUUGUAAAGUAGGAAGGUAAAUGAAUCUAGACUAGAAUUUAAUCCUCUUGCUGAGAUAAUUUUUUUUUAAUCUUAAUUGACAAUGGCAUUCUUCUAUACUGAACCAUGGAUGUAGUGAGAAAUUUUGCUGUUUAGUAAAAAUAACUUACCUGACCAAUGUGUAAAAAAAAGUUAGUCUUAUUAAAAAAAUCUAGAUCUUUUUUCUGUUAAGAAAGUCAUAUUUUCAGUAUGUUAUUAGUUCGAAGCCAUUAUAAAAACUCAAAAUAAACUUUCAGCAUGUUUUGGGCCCUUUAA